CGCGCCGCCAAUGGGUGGAGCAUGCCGCCGCCGAUUUCGGCUAUAAAAGAAGCGGCCGCGGCGGCAGCGGUCGUCCGCAACGCAGGUAGACGCGCACACCGCCGCUGGAUACCACCAUCUGAAGAGCUCACGAUUCGCAACCCAACGAGCAGCAGGCCGACGCAUCGGAAGCAACUUCAUCAAACUUACAAGUUUUCACGCAUAUUCACGCAGUUUUCGACUACUACAAGACAAGUAAAGAUGAAAUUCAUGGUCCAGCCACGCAUCAACGGCAUUCCAAUGACGCUCUUCGUCGCCGCCAUCGUGCUCCUCACCGUGGCGCAAUUAAGUUCUGCAAGUCCAAUGAUUCCCAACUACUUUGAUUACGACAUGCAUCAGAAGCAGAACGUGCAGGCGCCUGACUUCACCAAAGCAGGAAUCCAAUCGACCCUGGAAUACCUGCAAAACGCUCUGAAUGCUUUGAACUUGGAAAACACCAAGAGAGGAAUCGACUUGGGUCUGGGCCGUGGCUUCUCCGGCUCGCAGGCAGCCAAACAUCUGAUGGGUCUUGCCGCCGCCAACUUCGCCGGCGGUCCAGGCCGGCGACGACGUGCCGCACCCGUCGCCAGCAUGCGCGACGACUUGGACGUCUAAAUCCAGCCGCCGCCGUCGCCGCACGCAUAAUCUAAACCACUUAAACAAUUACCAUGUACUACACCUAACACACUAGACACAUGCAGUCCUCCAACACCAUCGGGACACAAAUAUCAAUAAUUAUUAAAUAUUAUUAAUGUGUCAUUGUACUUCUUCUCAAAUAGACACUUUAUCCAAACAGAAUAAAAAAUUUUGAUUUUUUUUCAUUUUGACAUUUGAUAUUUGACAGUUGGCACUUUUUGACAACUGAACUUAGGUUAGAUUCUCUUAUGUCACACACACACGAUGUCAAAAUGUCGAAUAUCUAAGAUGUCUAUUUUAUAAGUAAAAGUUUAAUCCAACUUAUCGAUAAACAUAAUAUCUAUUGGUGUUGCUUCACUCAAUAAGCUCAACAAAUCAAAACUCAAAUUCAAGAAGAAAAAAACAAAAACAAAAUGGCGAAAUGUUGAAUGUUGGCCUAAAAAUUCGGUAUACUUAUCAACUUAACCUCAAAAGCAACUGUCGCAACUAUUCAAUUAUUUGUUAAAUCUAAGAGAUUGCACAAAGAAACGAAAAAGUUUAUUAAAGUUUGAAACUUAUAAUAAAAAACCAGGGGAAGUCGGAGAGAAUAAUGAAUAAUGAAUUAAAUAAAUUGAUGUAUUUUCUGAUGUAUUUAUCUUAACUUUAAAGCAUAGCAUGGUGAAUGAUGGAAUUAUUUUCAAAGCAAAUUAAAAGCAAAGCGCAUAAAAAUGAAAUGAUAAUUAAUUUAAAGAUUAAAGAUUAAUGAAUUAAAGUUAUGAACGUGUGCUAUAUGUAUUGUUAGCGGAUAGUUACACAUAGUUAGCAAUAGAAUAAAUAGUUUCUGAUUGCAAA
Dalotia coriaria is the source of this 1485-nucleotide messenger RNA. It is a transcript of the gene Dh31, whose product is annotated as diuretic hormone class 2. Gene Ontology annotation, molecular function: diuretic hormone activity; G protein-coupled receptor binding. The record is from RefSeq and is a predicted model, not a curated record. Bases 22 to 633 code for a protein of 203 amino acids. The transcript is spliced from 4 exons. Lineage: Eukaryota; Metazoa; Arthropoda; Insecta; Coleoptera; Staphylinidae. Gene Ontology annotation, biological process: body fluid secretion.